CAGAGCACUGUGGAGAAGGAUGGUGUAGACCAUUUUGGUGUACUGGUGUGGAUUUUGGGAGCUGCGCCCUGUCACAAAAGGAAGGAGCUGGGAUGCUUCUUUUGGCUGAGCUGUUACACACAGAAAAGGACUGAACAUGGUGGUCACACCUCCAUGACCAGCUGGGAAGAUGCUUGCUCUGUGUGGUGUCUGAAGUAGCACCUCUAGGGGUUGUGCAUAGUAGUCCUUCCACUGGGAGCCCACCAAAGAGGCUGGGAAUUGGUUAAAUCUCCUGAAGUCCCUAAUGAGAAGUGUACAUAAGGAAGCUUUUUCUUUGGAUCAAAGUCUUCUGGCUUAAUAGAAGCCAUUGGAGCUUUGCAGAGGCAAGGGGCAUGUUAAUGUGUAAGCCACAAGGAAGUCUAGGGAUGUUAGGUUCUCUGUUGAAAGCAUUUCUGGGCUAAACUGCCUCCCUGCCUGAUUACUCUGCCUUCUGAGGAAGAUGUCUGAUCCAUUUCAAAUCUUAAACCUCGAUAUGAAGCCUGGGAACACCCUGAAGAUCAAAGGCAAAAUAUCUGCUGAUACUUCUGGCUUCAGCAUCAAUCUUGGCUCCAGCUUGAAAGAUCUGGCACUUCACUUCAAUCCCCGCUUCAAUGAGUCUGUCAUUGUCUGUAACUCCAAGUGCUCCGAUGUGUGGCAGAAAGAGCAUCGUGACAGCCACUUCUCUUUCUUCAGGGGCUGCACUGUCAAGUUCCUCAUUGAAAUGCUGACAGACAAAUUUCGUCUGAAACUACCAGAUGGGCAUGAAGUGUGUUUCCCCAACCGGCACAGCUACCGCAAGAUCAACUACAUGAACAUCAUGGGAGGCUUCAAGAUCACCUCCUUCAAGCUGAGCUGAUGGGUGCCACUUCCCAGCUCUAAUAAAAGACCAAGCCAGUGGAACACUGCUUGCUCCAU
This is a messenger RNA of Chiroxiphia lanceolata (lance-tailed manakin), 933 nucleotides long. It is a transcript of the gene LGALS2, whose product is annotated as galectin 2. The coding region runs from base 479 to 874 and encodes 131 amino acids. The record is from RefSeq and is a predicted model, not a curated record. Gene Ontology annotation, molecular function: carbohydrate binding. The transcript has 4 exons. Lineage: Eukaryota; Metazoa; Chordata; Aves; Passeriformes; Pipridae.